Messenger RNA from Oncorhynchus masou masou (cherry salmon), 8001 nucleotides. RefSeq names its product contactin-associated protein 1-like. NCBI's taxonomy places the organism in Eukaryota, Metazoa, Chordata, Actinopteri, Salmoniformes, Salmonidae. The transcript has 24 exons. The record is from RefSeq and is a predicted model, not a curated record. The coding region runs from base 210 to 4139 and encodes 1309 amino acids.
CGGUGAAACGCAGCAUCAGCACCACUAACUGAUGCGCGUCCCCGCCCCGGCAGAGGCUACCCGAGAUCCCGGGAAGAGGAGUUGGAACUGCGCGAGUUAAAGUUGGGAAAAGGGGAGUGAAAGGAUGCUACCGUGCCCUGUGGAUAGGAGAACACAAUCUACGAUCUAAUUAACAUAGCAUGUGCGGAGACGCGUGUCCUCUGUAAAGGAUGUUUUGCAAAAUAUUGAGCAUAAGCCUUUUAUUUUGGUGUUUUCAAGAAUGCUCAUCACAUGAAUGUGUUGAUCCCUUGGUAUCUUCGCUCUAUGCCAACUCCUUCUUGGCCUCUUCCAGAUAUAACUUUUUGUACUCGGCCAACUUUGCCAAAUUGUAUGGGAGCAGUGGCUGGUCCCCGUCCCCCCGGGACAGACAGCCCUGGCUGCAGAUUGAUCUGAAGAGGAAGUACCGCAUCCAGGCCAUCGCCACCCAGGGCACCUUCAAUUCCUAUGACUGGGUCACCAAGUACACCCUUCUCUAUGGUGACCGCCCCGACUCCUGGACGCCUUACGUUAUGAAAGGAGGGAACUCGACGAUGCCUGGGAACUGGAACUACCACCAGGUGAAGAGGAAUGUGUUCCACUAUGCCUUCACAGCCAAACACAUCCGCCUCCUGCCCCUGGGGUGGAACACAGAGAAUGGAGGCAAGAUUGGCGUCAGGCUGGAGGUGUUUGGCUGUGCUUACGACUCCUACGUGAUGCAGAUGAACGGGGACGACUCGGUGGCCUUCAUGUUCCCAGGGAAGAGGUUCCGGACCCUGCAAGACCAUUUUGCCGUGAACUUUAAGACCCUGGAGCAGGACGGGCUGUUGCUACACAGUGAGGGAGUCCAGGGAGACAUCUUGUCCCUGGAGCUGAGGAAAGGUCGCCUCGUCCUCACCAUCGGCCUAGGAAGCAGUACGGUCAACCAGGUGGACGGUCGGACCACAAUGACCGUUGGCAACAUACUAGAUGACCAGCACUGGCAUUACGUCUCCAUCAAGCGCUACGGUCGACAGGUCAACUUCACAGUGGACGCCCACACUGAGACGGCAAUUAGCAAAGGAGAUUUCACCUACAUAGACCUGGACACUCAGAUGUAUGUGGGCGGAGUGAUUGAGCCCAAUGUGCCCCACCUCCCAGAGGUUCCUAACUUCCGUGGCUGCCUGGAGAACGUCUUUAUCAACGGGAUCAACGUCAUCAACAUGGCCCAGGACCAGGAGCCCGAGAUACGCAUCCCUCGGCAGAAAAAGAUGCACUACGCGUGCCGUGACAUCCUGUGGAAGCCCAUGACCUUCGCCGGGCCCAACAACUACCUGCAGGUGCCUGGGUUCUUCAGGAAGCCCCGGAUGUUUGUCAAGUUUAAGUUCCGUUCCUGGGACUACACAGGCCUGCUGAUGUUUACACGCUUCGCUGACGACCUGGGAGCCUUGGAGCUGGGCCUGAGUGAGGGACAGGUCAAUGUCACGCUCUUUCAGCCAGGCAAGAAGAAACUACAGUUCGCAGCAGGUUACCGUUUGAAUGACGGUUUCUGGCACACGGUAGACGUAGCAGCCAGGGACAACCUACUGUCCAUCACCAUAGAUGAGGAGGAGGGCUCUCCGCUGAAAAUCACCAACCCCUUCACUGUCCGCACAGGGGACCGCUACUUCUUUGGAGGGUGUCCAAAGACUAACAACACGAUCAGGAAGUGUGAGACCAAGCUGAACCACUUCCACGGCUGCAUGCAGCAGAUCUUUAUCGACAAUGAGCCGGUGGACAUCGACAUCAUCCUGCAGCGACGCUGGGGACGCUACGCUGAACUGUUGUUGGGCACCUGUGGUAUCACUGACAGAUGUACUCCAAACCCCUGUGAACACGAGGGCAGAUGCAUCCAGUCCUGGGAUGACUUCAUAUGUCUGUGUGAGAACACAGGCUACAAAGGGGAGGUGUGCCAUAUGUCGGUCUACAAAGAGUCGUGUGAGGCCUACAGACUUACUGGUAAAUCCUGGUCAGGGAAUUAUACCAUAGACCCGGACCUGAGCGGACCCUUGAAACCAUUCGAGGUGUACUGCACGAUGAAAUCCGACAAGGCAUGGACGAUAGUGAUGCAUGACCGUAUCGACGGCAUCAAGGUGACCGGUAGCACGGUGGACCGUCCUUACAUAGGAGACGUCAACUACUGGAAUGCCUCCUGGGAUGAUGUCACAGCACUGGCCAACACCUCCAUGUACUGUGAACAGUGGAUCGACUACUCCUGCUACAAGUCACGCAUCUUCAACAUGCCCUAUGGGAGACCUUACAGUUUCUGGAUUGGUCGAAAUAACGAGAGUCACGAGUACUGGGGCGGGGCUUUCCCUGAGAGUGGGAAGUGUGGCUGUGCUAUCAACCAGACCUGCACUGACGCCAGGUUUCACUGUAACUGUGACGCUGACUACCGCCAAUGGUACUCAGACAAGGGCUAUCUGAUGUGGAAGGACCACCUCCCAGUGAGGAAGGUGGUGGUGGGGGACACCAACAGGACGGGGUCAAAGGCCCACAUCAGCCUCGGGCCCCUACGUUGCCACGGCGACAGGAGCAUCUGGAAUACCAUAUCGUUCACCAAGCCCACCUACAUCGAGUUCCCUACCUUCAGGCCAGGCAGCACCGUCGACAUCUCCUUCCACUUUAAAACCUACCGCCCCCACGGAGUCUUCCUGGAGAACUCAGACGACUGGCUCCGGAACUUCAUACGCAUUGAGCUCAACACCACCCAGAACCUGGUCUUCAUAUUCAUGGUGGGAGACGGCAUCCUCAACGUGACGCUACGCUCGCCGGUGCCUCUAAACGACAACGAGUGGCACUUUGUCCAGGCAGAGCUCAACGUGAAGUUGGCCAGGAUCAAGGUGGACUACCAGCCAUGGGCUGUGAGACGCUUCCCUGGCCAGACCUUUGUCACCAUGGAGUUCACCCACCCUCUCCUCGUGGGCGCAGCCAAUCGCACGCUGUGGCCAUUCCUGGGCUGCCUCCGAGGGUUACGAAUGAACGGUGUAACCCUUAACUUGGAAGGCAAAGCGAAUGAAGAACAGGGUAUACGGCGGAACUGUACGGGCCAGUGUCUGAACGCGACCAUACCGUGUCGAAACGCCGCCCAGUGUAUCGAGGGCUACGCAGCCUACACCUGUGACUGCGGCAACACUGCCUUCGACGGAUUCUACUGCCACAAAGACAUCGGGGCCUACUUUGAGAUAGGCUCCUGGUUGCGCUACAACAUCAGAAAGAAGCCUACGACCAAUGAGGAGUGGUGGGCUAACUGGCUGGACCCCCACUACCAUAACUUCAGCCUGGGCUACAACGACACCAGUGAUGAGAUAGAGUUCAGCUUCAGUACCUUCCAGACGCCGGCUGUACUGCUCUACAUCAGCUCUUUCGUCCAGGACUACAUGGCUGUCAUCCUGAAGAAAGAUGGAACCUUAGACAUGAGGUAUAGGUUGGGGUUGAUUACCCACAAGUACCAGUUGUCCUUCAGGAACCUGGCAGAUGGAUACCCCCACUACGUCAACAUAACCAGACACAACAGGACCAUCAGGACACAGGUGGACUACAUGGAGCCGAUAGUGGAGAAGAUCACCCUAGUGGAGGACGGCAGGUUUGACUCACCCAAGAACAUCUUCCUGGGGAGAGUGAUGGAGGUGGGUGACAUUGACUAUGAGAUCCAGAGACAUAACAGUCCUGGUCUGGUGGGCUGUAUAUCUGGGGUGAGGUACAACAUCUACGCCCCUCUUAAGACCCUCUUCCGGCCGAACGAGACAGAACCGCCAGUCACCGUGCAGGGCUUCGUCUCCGAGUCUAACUGUGGGGCCUUCCCUCCUGUCCAUGGAUAUGUCCCCUGGGAGGCGGACCACUGGUUCACUUCUAUAGAAUACAUCUAUAUCCAUGAUGACCUAGGCCUGUUUUGGUUGACAGUUGUCGUCGCCGCGGCCGUGAUAUUGCUGUUCAUUGGUCUGUACAGCAUCUACAUCUAUCUGUACCGUUACAAGGGCAGCUACCACACCAACGAGCCCAAGAACUUCCUGGAGUCCCCUGGAGGCAGCAGCUCCAGGCCCCUGACAGGGACCCUGGAGAAGAAGCGAUAUCCAGCGAUAGAGGAAGACUUUCGGAGUGACUAGCCUCAGGCUGGGGAACGGCAGGAGGGAGGAGGGGGUGGGAGGGAUUGAAGUGGGGAGGUUUUGGGGCUUACAAAAACCACAAUACCUGUUUAUGUUUUAUAAUUCCUUUAACUUUUGGAUUUACAUUUCGGUUUUGUUUUCCUUUCCCCAGGUAUGUGUUAUCUUAAGCCUGGUGUUCGACAUAGUGUUGUUUUUCUGACGGGUUCAUCAUUUUGCAGGCUUUGGAGAUCAAAUCAAGCCCGUAUUGCGUGAGUGACGACUGACCAAGCUCACACUGUAUUGAAGGGUUGACCAACUGAAGUGCCUCGACAGAGCAAAACGAAAUCAGAAAUAACCCCAUGAGUUCAUUCAGGGUUUGAGACAUAAACUGAGGGAAUUAGAUUUCAGGUCACGUUGAUUUGUGACCUUUUUACAUCUUACUAAUAUCCUCACACGUAGUAACACGUAUUCAGCAGCCUCUUCUGGUUUGUAGGUCUGUUAUUGAGAUCACUUGAUAGAUCAAUGCCAUCUACUGUGUAACUCUUUCCGACAAUCCACUCUUGCAGCCAUUUUGAUAAAGACAUCCAAACUAUCCCACUCGUCCCAUCCUUUGACUAGUGAGCCAGGAUCCACCGCAGAGAGAUGCUGCAACGGUGCCGCAACAACAACCGCAGCAACAACAACAACAAGCACAAUCUGGCAUCUGCAAAUCUGCAAACAGUCUUUCUUGCUUAACACCAAUUGAAGAAGCUAUAAAAAGCAUGGAGCUCUAAGCUUUGACAUGACAUAUCUAAAGAAUAAUGGAAGGCAUAUAAACAUAUAUUUGUUGUAUUUCAGCCUAUGAAAUUGCAUACCUAUACAAAAGAGGAACAUGUAUUAAUGGUUAGUUUCAUUAGAUAGCAGCUUGGCCAAUUACAGUAUGCUCUGCGAUUCCUAACCGAUUCCCAACCAAUCAAUUAAGCAGUCAUGUACGAUCAACAAAACAUACGGAAUACAUGUGACAUUUGGCUUGGAAUAUAAGACGAUCGCCAAUAUUCUUCUUCAGAAUCCUCAGAGUAACAUAUGAAAUGGGUGGGUAGCGCUAAGAAGCCGUGGUAGUUUGACGUUUCCCCAACGGUAGUGCUAUCGUGUUGGUGUGAGACUGACCGUUGGUGCACUGCAGAAAAGGGAAUGGCGAUGUUGAACCAGGGACAGGACUCCUUAUUGCUAUUAAUCCUCACCCCAUGCUUAGUUUUCUGUUUGUCUUCCAGUAGCGAGUGAACAUGCAGCCAAAAUCUUAAUUUUUAAAAUAUAUAUUUUGUAAAUGCAGCCAAAAUCUGGGUGCUAUUUCAGAUUCAGAGGCCCCGGCGUGGAGGGGCCCCUACCAACAACAGCCCUGUCGAUCAGCCUGGUCAGGACUCAUUACAAAUGUCUUUCAGGAAAAGAGCUGCUCCGCAUGAACAUCUGGACAUGCAAACACACACUCACACACACACUGGCAUAUUGUAUAGAGGACCACAACAAUGUCAAUGCCAGUCUUGUACUUCUUCUCACCACACUAGAUUAUUUUUGCAUCUGACUGCUCUGUAGGACAGUACUGUGCUGUGCCUCCCCCCCCCCCCGCUGCUGUUGCUUCUUACUUACUGGGCACCGGUUGAAUCAACGUUGUUUCCACAUUAUUUCUAUGAAAUUACAUUGAACCAACGUGGAAUAGACGUUGAAUUGACGUUUGUGCCCAGUGGGUAGGUGCUUCUUAUGGUACUUCUCUUCCUUUAGGUCCAAUGAUAUUUCCCUGUCUGGAAAGUCACGAUUUCAGGUUAGACGGUGGGUGAGGUUACGGUCAGGGAAGAUGUUCCCAGUAGGUGAAACGUCAUUGGACCCAUGUAAUGUGUGGCGUGGUAGCCAAAGCUUAGGUCUCUGACAUCAUCACCCAGCGCCCUUUGAAGCUCAAGCAGUAAUACAUCAUAGAAAAAAAGAGAGAAAUCACAAGAGCAUUUUGAAAAUCAUAAGCUAUGAAUAUAUAGAGCAUGAUGAUCGCACCUUGCAAUGAAAUGCAAUAAAAUCAGCCGCUUCCAGCUCAGAUCACCUAAAGAUAUUUUUUUGUGUCUGUUCCGUUCGCAGCAACUUGCAGCAGUUAGGAUCCUAGACAUAAUAUGUAUACGUGAAUAUAUGAAUAAGGUGUUUAUAAACUUUUUCAUUCCUAUGGUUUGUAUGAAACAGUUGAAAAUGAGGCUGAGAGGUUUGAAUGUAAAUCCUAAUCUUGACCCUGCAAUAUGGACAGGCUCUGCACCAAGACCUGCUCUGCUCCUCUCUGUGUGUUCUCUGUAUGGUAUGUACACUCAUUAAACAGAAAACUAUUCAGCAUAGAACAUAUUUUAACAUCUUUGGUUUAGCCUGUUAAAAACCCGUUAAGACAAGAUGGUAAAAAGCAGUACAAUAACAAUCAAUUAUAAUCAAUUUUUCCCAAGACAUAUUUGUAAGAAUGUACCAUUUUCAAUAGUAUAAAUGUUAGCAUUGGGCAAUUGGAGUAGUAACAUGUUAUAACCCAAACCCAAGUAACAUAUCCGGACCCAAGCUAGUCCAUCCAUGCGUGGUCCCUGGAGUGUGUGUGCUUGAAUGUACAGUAGACGUGUUGGUUUGUGUGUUCACAGUUCUGUUUGUCACCUAACCCUCCCUACUGAUGAUGAGGAUAGUCUCUGCACUCAUGAUGUGAAUGAUCCAACUCACUUGUUGUCGUCCACCAAUAGCAGAACGGUGAGCAGAUAGUGAUUGGGUGCUUUUCAGACAGGCUCCUCCCUCCUCAGAUGUUGCUCUACAGCUUUUUGAUAAUCAGUGACAACACUGAAAAGAACAGGAAGACCAGAACAUUGUUUAUGCUCCCAAAUUCACCGCUUUAUUGACAACGUUUCGAUCCGAACCGGAUCUUCAUCAAAAUAUCAGUAUUUUUAAGGAUUUGCGUAUGACCACAAACUUUACUACAAUGUAUGACACCAUCAGCUCUUAGAGCUGUGCUGAUUGGCAGUCUAUAGCAAGUUCCCUACCUUACACUCUUAGAAAAAAGGGUUCUUCAGCUGUAUGAGUUUGUACAUUUUUCUGCUUUGUAUGAGAACCUUUUAUGGUUCCAUGUAGAACCCCAAAAGGGUUCUACCUGCAACCAAAAAGGGUUCUUCAAAGUGUUCUCCUAUGGGGACAGCCAAAUAACCCUUUAUGGUUAUAUCUAACACCUUUUUUUUCUAAGCGUGGAAUAUCAACUUAGCUGCAGAUCAACUUGGCCAACCGUAUAGGGUGACCGACCGAGUGAGCAGCUAAGGUUCUCUGUGUAAAGGAGACUCAAAUGUAAUAAGGGGUUGAGGGAGCGAGCACAAGGGUGAAGGAGACGAGGAUUCUGUCCGUCCUACAAGCAGGGUCAUAUGCAUAGCAUCAUAGCAUCAUAUGACAGACUAGUGUUGGUCCCUACAGCGGAGGAGACAGAGCUAGGGCCAGGCUAGAGGGAGGAGCAGGCAGGGGAGUCUAAGAGGGCCAGACCCCUCUGUGGGUCGCUACCCUAUAGAAUCUUGCAAGAGGGGGCACCAGACAGUUAGUGACUGUAUGACCUAAUGUAGCAGGUGUAAAAUAAAUGCCUGAGCGGGGUCCCCACAUCUGGUUUUCAGGGGGAAAAGACGCUAGGUUGAAGAUACUGUAUCCCUGAAAACCGGAUGUUUCAGGUUUCUUAAACCCUGCUGAAGGUGGUAACUGACUGCAGGACUUUGUGUUUGUGACCACACUGAAACCGUGGAGUUUUUGUUCUCUCCCUUUCUGUUAUGUUGGUUUUGUUUUGUAAUAAUUUCACUGUAAAUGACCAUAACUAUGUUAAUCAAAGCAAAACCAAACUGACACUUCAUUCAAUAAAGAAUCCUGAAGGAAA